Molecule: messenger RNA, 2403 nt
Organism: Orbilia oligospora ATCC 24927
Lineage: Eukaryota; Fungi; Ascomycota; Orbiliomycetes; Orbiliales; Orbiliaceae
Exons: 2
Coding region: 1-2403 (800 amino acids)
Biological process (GO): mitotic DNA replication checkpoint signaling; DNA replication initiation
Cellular component (GO): nuclear origin of replication recognition complex
Molecular function (GO): chromatin binding; ATP binding; DNA replication origin binding
Source: RefSeq, a predicted model, not a curated record
AUGCCUGGCAGAACAAGACAACCGCGAGCCGCCUCUCAGCGCUCCCGUUUAAACCAACUCCUUCGCGGCCAAACUCAGAAAGCUGUGAAAGGCCAAAUCGAACGGGAAGACUCCGAUGACGAACUUGGCGAUGAAGACAUCCCCUGGACAUGGGUCUACCCUGAUAAUGGCCCUCUCAGUCCCGUAUCAUCUAAUAAAGCGCCUGCUGGUAGCCCGAAUGCCAAAAAGCGUCGGAGGGAUGGUUCGCCUGUCAAUCAAUCCGAGUCUAUAGAUGCAAAGCCGAUUGGUGCAAAGAUUGGUACCUUCGAAUGCCGGAUUGGAGAUGCUAUUCUUUUAAAAGCGGAAGGACAAAAGGCUGCUUGGGUCGGCCUUGCAGUUGACUUUGACACCAUUGAGGACGAAAUGCGGGCUCGUAUAAUGUGGUUUAGCAAUCACUCCGAGAUUCGAAACCGCACCAAGAAAAGGACAGAUCAUCUUCCGAACGAGCUCUAUAUUACCCCGACUUUCGACUGGAAUCCCGUGGAAUCCAUCAAUGGUAAAGCUGAAGUUCUCUCGGAGAAGGCAUUCAAAGCAGAGUUUCCAAAUGGGGUUCCGGCAAAGUCGCCGAAAAAAGGCAAAGUUUUCCUCUGCAGGAGGGCGUGUGACGUCCGUCCUGCUCGCUAUUCUGAAGAAUUCGACUGGGAUGAUCUAUACUAUGGUGAAACCACAGAUUUGGAAAAGCUAAAGGAUUGGGUUAAGGAAAACACAUCUGCAAGAUCUUCUAGAAAGUCAAAGGAUACAGACUUCGAAAUGCAUGUUGACAGUUCUGAAGGGGAGGAGGAUGGUGAUUUUGACGAAGGGGCGUCUGGCGAAGAUGAACUAAAAGCACCGAGGACCCCUCGAAAGAAUAAGAAGCGCAGAAGAUCUGUGACGACUCCGCGAGCAAAGCCCACGAUUUCUAAAAAGCUCGUAACUCCGUCACAUAGAAAGAUCACGGCAAAGAAAGCCUUGACUUUCACGCCAUUAUCUCUAAGGACCAUUUCGCCAGCCACACAUCUUGCGAGUCCAUACCAGAUCGCACGAAACCGCCUCCACGUUUCCUCAGUUCCAGAUUCUUUGCCGUGCCGUGAAACCGAGUUCGGCACAGUUUAUGCCCAUUUACAUGAUGCCAUUACUACUGGUUCUGGCAGUUGUAUCUAUAUCUCUGGUACGCCAGGGACGGGCAAGACUGCGACAGUUCGUGAAGUUAUUGCCCAACUACAGGUCCAAGUGGAAGAAGAAGAAAUCGAGGAUUUUAUCUUUCUUGAAAUUAAUGGGAUGAAGAUCACAGACCCACACCAAAGCUACUCUUUACUUUGGGAAGCGAUUCAAGGUGACUCGGAAGGCCCAGCGAGAGUUGCACCGAAUCACGCCUUGAAUUUGCUCGAGAGAGAGUUUAGCACACCAAGUCCUAGAAGGGUUCCUAUCGUCGUCUUGAUGGAUGAGUUGGACCAAUUGGUGACAAAGAAUCAGAGUGUGAUGUACAACUUCUUCAACUGGCCCAGCAUGACGCAUAGUAGGUUAAUUGUGCUUGCCGUGGCGAAUACUAUGGAUCUGCCGGAGAGGACCCUAAGUAACAAAAUCUCGAGUAGACUUGGCCUUACUCGAAUUACGUUCCCUGGGUAUACGCAUGAACAACUAAAGAAAAUUAUCGAGUCUCGUCUUGAGGGCGUCCCUGGCAAUAUUGUCCAGCCCGAUGCCAUCCAGUUCGCUGCCCGUAAAGUAGCGGCUGUUAGUGGUGAUGCUAGGAGAGCUUUAGAUAUCUGUCGACGGGCGGUGGAACUUGUUGAGCAGACUAAUUCCGAUGUAGUACCACCAACACCGUCGAAGUCUGGUAGAGGAAAGGUUGCUGGAGCUGUGGUUCCUGGGCCGGCAAAGGUUACCAUUCAGACGGUAAUUAAAGCUAUCAACGAGGCGACUCACUCUCCGCUACAGAUGUACCUGAAGAGCCUGCCGCUCAGCGCCAAAGUAUUGCUUGCCGCAAUUCUCGGACGGAUGAGACGAUCUGGAGUGAACGAGAACAUCAUGGCGGAUGUGAUUGAGGAUGCCGAAACGCUAGUCAGAAUGACCGCUAGUGCGAAUGUUACUGAAGCUUUGCUGGCUAGAGAUGGUGUUAAUGUAGGGGAUAAGAAGGAAGAUAACAUGUUCUUGACACCCAGAAAGGGCGGAAGGGCGCAGACGUAUCGACCCGGUGAUGAAGACCUUCCGAGAGUAAAGGGUUUAGUGUCUGCCGCAAUGGGUUUAGCAGAAGGGGGUAUUCUGGGGCUGGAAAUGGGGAGGAGAGGGGAGAGGGCUGGGAGAGUGAGGUUGAAUAUUGGCGAGGAGGAAGUAAAGGCUGCAUUGAAGGAUGAUCCUGAUGUUGGGGGUAUGGGAUUUAACGGUUAG